Mangifera indica (mango) is the source of this 2233-nucleotide messenger RNA. RefSeq names its product probable pectinesterase/pectinesterase inhibitor 51. Bases 445 to 2061 code for a protein of 538 amino acids. Lineage: Eukaryota; Viridiplantae; Streptophyta; Magnoliopsida; Sapindales; Anacardiaceae. Gene Ontology annotation, molecular function: pectinesterase activity; pectinesterase inhibitor activity. Gene Ontology annotation, biological process: cell wall modification. The transcript has 2 exons. The record is from RefSeq and is a predicted model, not a curated record.
CUUGGGUCUGCCUCUUUCUUGGAUGCUGUCAGGAUCUAUGACCAGAGAUACAGAGAGAUCUUCCCGUUUCCCAAUUUCAAUAAUAAUUUAAAAAACUCAAAUCUCUCUCUUUCUUCUUUCCACUCGACUAACACUUCCCCCAUCCGCAUUUUCCUUCUUUUAACCGAGCUUUCUCUUUGUCUUCAAACCGAUUUAGUUUGUGUCUUCUGUUAGUCGAUUCAAUUCAGUUCAAAUCAAAACUGUUACUUUUUCCCCAAAAUUGCAUCAACAAACAAACAAACGAAACUGUGGCUCUUUCCUUUCCUUUCCUUUUCAUUGAAUCCCUGAAAACAACAGCCAAUUAAUCAAAUUCACAAAAUCAUCUAACAAAUUCAGUAUAAAUGCCCAAUGCCCACUAAAUGGCCUCACAAGUAACCCAAUUCCAAAUACCUACGUCUCCUCUUCAUGGCUUCCCGUCUCAUUACCCUCUUCCUCUUCAUCUUCCUCUUCUCAAUCUCCUCAGCCUCCCAGAGCAGACAACCCAAAUCCCUCCAAGAAAUCCCCCAAAUCCCCCUCGCCUGCAAGGCCACACGCGACCCCGUCACCUGUGAAUCCUCUCUCUUGCAAUCCAACCAAGUCUCUGCCAACUCCACGCCCUCGCAGAUGAUCCAGGCCGCCGUGUGGGUCUCCUCCGAAAACCUCAAAGUUGCCCACGGUAAAGUUCGGUCUAUUCUAGACUUGUCCGCAGACAAUCGGAACCUUUCCGAAGCGGCUAAGAAUUGUUUAAAGCUGCUCCGGUAUUCGGGGCGCCGGAUUCAGUCGGCUUACGAUGCCCUGCCACGUGGCAAAAUCAAGGACGCACGUGCGUGGUACAGCGCAGCUUUAACGUAUCAGUACGACUCCUGGUCGGCGUUCAAGAAGAUAAAUGACACAAAGUUGGUGGUUGACACGAUGCUAUUUCUAGACUCUUUGAUCCGUUUGACGAGUAACGCGUUGAGCAUGAUGGUGUCGUAUGAUAAUUUCGGGGACGAUUUCAACAAGUGGCGGGCACCCGAGACGGAGCGGGCCGGGUUCUGGGAGAAGGACGAGGCAGGCGCGGUUCAACCAUUGUUUAACGGUGGGUUUCCGUCGAAGUUAGAGGCGGAUGUGACGGUGUGUAAGAACGGGAGUUGCAAGUACAUGAAGGUGCAGGACGCCGUCAACGCGGCGCCGGAUAAUGUGGCAACACGUAGGUUCGUUAUUAACAUAAAGGCGGGAGUUUAUGAGGAGAUCGUCAGGGUGGCGUUUAAGAAAAAGAAUGUGGUGUUCCUUGGAGACGGGAUGGGUAAGACAGUCAUUUCCGGUUCUUUGAAUACAGGCUAUAUGGGAAUUACGACAUUCAGAACUGCUACAGUUGGAGUUAUUGGAGAUGGGUUCAUGGCUAGUGGUGUUACAUUUCAGAACACAGCAGGUCCAGAUGCACGCCAGGCAGUUGCCUUCAGAUCGGAUAGUGAUCGAUCCAUUCUCGAGAACUGUGAAUUUCUGGGCAAUCAAGACACUCUCUAUGCCCAUGCCCUCCGCCAGUUCUAUAAAAACUGUCGCAUACAGGGCAAUGUGGACUUCAUUUUCGGAAACUCUCCUGCAUUUUUCCAGGAUUGCCAGAUCUUAGUUGUUCCACGACAAUUCAAUCCAGAAAAAGGUGAGACUAAUGCCAUUACAGCUCAUGGCAGAACAGACCCUGCUCAAUCGACAGGUUUUGUUUUCUGCAACUGUCUGAUCAAUGGCACUGAAGAUUACAUGAAGCUUUAUCUAAGUAACCCCAAAGUGCACAAGAAUUACCUUGGACGACCAUGGAAAGAAUUCUCGAGGACUGUUUUCAUUCAUUGUACCUUAGAAGAACUCAUACAACCAGAUGGCUGGACACCAUGGAGCGGCGAUUCUCCUCUAAAAACGCUCUACUAUGGAGAGUUUGAGAAUUCUGGACCCGGAUCCAAUACUUCUAAGAGAGUUCCGUGGAGUAGCCAGAUUCCAGCAGAGCAUGUUAAUAUAUAUUCAGUGCAGAAUUUUAUUCAAGGGAACGAAUGGAUUUCAACAUCAUCUUGAUUUUUCAGAAGUCAUUGAAUCUGUAAUAGUUUUAUUUGCAGAAUAAUUUGUUGUAAAAUCUGUUACAAAAGAGUGGGAAAUUAAUUUCAGAAUGUAAAUCCCUUUUGGAACUGCAUUGUAUUUUUUGGGACUGAAAUUUUCCAUAUUAUAUACUCUAUAGGCAAUUCUUCGA